AUGCGCAUGCGCAUCGCUUUCUAGCACUUUGCGUGUGACUGGAGAUACUAGUUGCGGGUAGUUAGCUAGUCAGCCAGUCUACAUCCGUAUCAGUGAAAUAGAACGAACAUUUCAUUCCAAUUAAGAUAAUUUUCUGUUUACUUCGAAGUAAGUGCUAGUUAGCGCAGUUUUGCUCACUGCUGCUUUGCUAUAGAUUCCGUUUAGCUCGGGCGCAGUGAGUGUCGGGAAGUUUGGCGGUUUUAUCCUCCGCAUUGUUUGGGAACCGGCAUACAUUAGCCCGUAGCUAAGCUAACUUUAGCCGUUGUCUGAGUUGAGUGAAGCUCGGUUUUCUAGCGGCUAGCUGUGAUUAGUGCAUCUCCUGUUAUCAAGACUUGUUUGUUGUUAUAUACUGAAGUCUGUGGAAGAAAAUAUUCGUUAGAUUUUUUUCAAAAAUGGCCGCAACGGCACUCGAGAUGGACGGAAGUGUAAUGGAAGGGGGAGGACAGAUCCUGAGGGUUUCAGCUGCGCUCAGCUGUAUCCAAGGCGCUUCUCUGAAAAUCAACAAAAUCCGCGCAGGAAGAAGCACCCCGGGAUUAAGGCCUCAGCAUCUGUCAGGCUUGGAGCUGCUGAGGGACAUGUGUGAUGGGAAUCUAGAGGGAGCCACUGUGGGAUCCUCAGAGAUCACGCUGACUCCUGGGAAGAUGAAGUGCGGGAACUACAUCGCCGAUACACAGACCGCUGGGAGUGUUGGGCUUCUGCUGCAGAUCUCGCUGCCCUGUGUGCUGUUCACUGAGGGACCUUCAGAGCUCUGCUUGAAAGGAGGAACCAACGCUGAGAUGGCUCCACAGAUCGAUUACACAAUCAAGGUGUUCAAACCCAUUGCCGAGAGAUUUGGUGUACAGUUCGACUGUGAUUUAAAAAUGAGAGGUUACUACCCGAAAGGUGGUGGAGAAGUGGUGGUAAAGGUGAACCCUGUGAAAGAACUGAGUCCCAUCAACAUGACUGAGAGAGGGAACAUCACAAAGAUCUACGGGCGGGCUUUCGUGGCUGGAGUGCUGCCUUUCAAGCUGGCAAAGGACAUGUCUGCUGCAGCUGUGCGCACCAUCCGAAAAGAGAUAAAAGAUCUUUACAUCAACAUACAGUCUCUGCAAGAGAAAGACAAGGCCUGGGGAAAUGGAAAUGGCAUCAUAAUCAUCGCAGAGUCCUCUACCGGCUGUAUUUUUGCCGGUUCAGCUCUUGGAAAGAAAGGUGUUUAUGCAGAUAAAGUUGGCAUCGAGGCAGCUGAGAUGCUCCUGAGGAACAUCAGGCACAACGGCUGUGUGGACGAGUUUCUGCAAGACCAGCUGAUUAUCUUCAUGGCCUUGGCUAAGGGCACGUCCCGGAUGCGCACAGGACCGAUCACUCUACACACACAAACGGCCAUCCAUGUGGCGGAGCAGCUCACUAAGGCCAGGUUUGCGAUACGCAGAGCAGAUGAUGAACACGCCAACAAUGAUACCUACAUCAUCGAGUGCCAGGGAGUAGGCACCACCAACUCCAACCUGUGAGCUCGCCUUCUGAGUUCCGACCAAGGCUGCUGGAGGUCACGUAGCAGAAACGCACUACUGUAACCAACUGGAUGGCACGAAGACGCCGUCGUCUCGGCGUUCCUCUUCAAGCUUCCACAUGGAACGGUCGCUUCAUUGGUCUUUGAGCUGACCCCGAGUUGGUCUGCUUUGUCCAUGCUUUUUAUAAUAAUCUCCCAUUUCUCAAAUGACUUUUGUUACUCAGGGUAUUGCCUUACACUGUAACUGAGCGUCGUCUGUCCUAGGAGCUCUUUUUUUUUUUUGUUUUGUUUUUUUUUUUGCAUUAAUGAUUAGUUGGUUAGAAUCUUCAGUAUUUAACCAGAUGGGGUUUUUUUUUAAUCCACUUUCCACUUUUGUGUGCUAAACACGAGCCUUAAAGAAACCGCAAUUUCACAAACGCAAUCAGAACACAGUUCAAAUCCUGAUCAUGUGCAUGGAACUAGGAAUAUGUAUUUCCCCAGUAAUUAUAGUGCACUAUGUGUACAUGGAGCUUAACAAAAUGGUCUGCUUACCCUGAACAAAAAGAAUUGUUUAUGUAGCUGCUUUGUCUCUUUUUGUAAAUUAUUUAAGUUGAUGUAUUGAAUGAACAACACCAUGUUGUUUUUUUGUUUUAUUUCUUUAUAUUUCAUUUGAAGCUCACUGUUUAGCUUUAUUAGGUUUGAGGUGGUGGGCUUGGUGGAAUCCCUUAAUUUUCAGUUUCUCAAUUGUAGUGCUUACUACAUUAUUUAUGAGAAGGGAUUAUAUGUGGUGGUGAUUGCCUUUUUCUUUUAUUUUUGCUUCACUGUAGCUGACAAUGACCUCUGUUUAUUUACUUUAAGAUAUUUUUGAAAGAGAAAAGAUCACAAUAAAUUAGUUAAGAAUA
This is a messenger RNA of Ictalurus furcatus (blue catfish), 2406 nucleotides long. RefSeq names its product RNA 3'-terminal phosphate cyclase (gene rtca). Gene Ontology annotation, molecular function: RNA-3'-phosphate cyclase activity. Bases 432 to 1526 code for a protein of 364 amino acids. The record is from RefSeq and is a predicted model, not a curated record. Gene Ontology annotation, biological process: RNA processing. Lineage: Eukaryota; Metazoa; Chordata; Actinopteri; Siluriformes; Ictaluridae. Gene Ontology annotation, cellular component: nucleus. The transcript has 11 exons.